Molecule: messenger RNA, 972 nt
Organism: Achroia grisella
Lineage: Eukaryota; Metazoa; Arthropoda; Insecta; Lepidoptera; Pyralidae
Exons: 1
Coding region: 1-972 (323 amino acids)
Source: RefSeq, a predicted model, not a curated record
AUGUGUCUCAAUUUAAAAAAAGACGAAUGGAAGAAAACAUUACAGAAGCAAAAAAACAAAUGGCUGUGCCCUUUAUGUUCAAGUUCAAGACCUAAAGGAGACAACUCAAAUACGCCAAUUAGACCUACUAACAACGCUCUCGAAGACAUUCAGGAAGAUCUUGAAAAAGUAAACACGACGCGUGGUUCCCGAAUUAAGUCUACAAACAUGGUAACCGAUAGUAAUGUGAGUUUGUCAGAUUUAAUGAAUGAAAUAAGGAAGCUGAGAGAAGAGGUGAGUGAGAUACCUGCCUUACGAAAAGAACUCGUUGAUGUGCGAUCUCAAAUACUUUCGAUUGCCAACUCACUAAACGAAACCCUGGCUGAUCACAAGAAAAAACUAAAUGAUGCCCAAGUUGAGAUAUCAAAUUUGAAAGGUAUAAUACAGAAUUCGCAAAGAGAGCUAGAAAUUCUAGAACAAAACGCAUUGUGUAACGAACUCGAGAUAGUUGGUAUACCGGAAAGUGGUGGCGAGGACUUGAUGAGCACGAUAAUCACGACAUCAAAUAAACUGGGAGUGGACCUGAAGGAGACAGACGUAUGCCAUGUGACACGAGUUGGUGCCAGACUUGCACAAACUUCCAGUUCGGUAAAAGAAAUAAAAGCGCGUCCCAUAUUAGUUAAAAUGGUCCGACGCGCCAAGAAAGAAGAAAUUAUAAAGGCUAGUAAAGCUCAUAAAAAACUUACAACAGAAGGAAUAAAGGACGGACUGCCCAAACCGGUGUACAUCAAUGAGCGUCUCACUCGAAAGAAUAAACAGUUAUUUCGAGAAGCCAGACUACGCUCGAGGAAGUACAACUUUCAAUUUUGCUGGGUUCGGAACGGCUUUAUAUAUAUCCGGCAGUGUGAAAAGAAGCCGGCAUUUCGUAUACAGUGCUUCGAAGAUGUUGAUGAAAAAAUUGGCCCUGCACUUGACUUACAUGUGUCCCUCUAA